GGAGCGCCUUUGGGCUGGGUUCCCUCCAUACAAAGACCUGUGUCACUGAAGAGCCGCACGCUCCCAUGGGUCUGUUGCUGAGCAACCGCAAGCCCCGCCCACCCAUCACGGUUGCUUCACCUGAUCCGUGACCACGUGACGGAUCCCGACGUUUCCUCCAAUCAGGAGGGAGCACAGGUGCUUCCACCUGAGAGUUUCGGAGGCGGAAACCUGCUGGUUCAGAAGCAGAAAGACGCUCCUUAUAAAUGCGUCGUUUUACAGUAGCUUCCCCGCAGGGUCGUCGUAAAAAAAGGAGCAUUUGGAGCAGGAAAUUAAUGAAACAAUACCUAAAAGUUCCAGCUGGUGGGAGAUGUAAGGAGUCAGGACACCUGAGCCGUGCGUAAAAUGGAUACGACGCGCUGAGCGUCUGCUGUCAGAGCGCGUCAGAACUGAAGAACAGAGCGCAGAGUUCUGGACUUAAAUCAGAGCUCGUUGGAGUGUAACAUCUACACAGUAAUUCACAGCACUCCACAGAGUGUGUACACCUGCUGCAGUGGCUCAGGUUCCUGACUCUCCUCCAAGAUGGCAGAUCGGGUUCCAUGGUGGAAGGCGUUUCUUCCAAAGAAGAAGACUGGCGGCCCCAAGGAGGCAGGCUCACCCACAGCCCUCGGUCCAGACUUUGACCCGUUCGCCCAGCGUCCACAGAAGCAGACGGAACCGGUUGCCAAGAACACAGGCGACCAAUCGCAGGCCCCGCAGGACUCCACCAAGAACAAAAGCCUCCUCAGCGACGAGACCUACGACGAUUCCCACUUGGAGUCGGUCUUCAAUGAGCAGUCAUGUCGCAGGAACAUGAAGGUGUCGCGCUCCGGGCGGUUCAAAGAGAAGAGGAGGGUGCGGUCCGGCCUUCCAAUACAGGAGAAAGAGACAGAGAACGCCGCGUCAGGGAAGGAGGACAUAAGAUGAUGAGGAGGAGGAACGAAGGAGAGACUGCUUUACAGAGAUACUUGAAGAGAUGAAGGAGGGGUGUGAUGAGGCUUCAAACACUCCAAAAGGUCUGCUGAAGGUUUUUAGGACGGCGAGGAAGACUCAACCUGCAGGACUUAGAUUGUGAAGUAACAGAUAUUGAAGAAUUGACUGUGGAAAUGUGUUUUUUUUUAAAUGAUGGUUUUUGAAUCAUUUUGCCAACAUUGACCCACAGAACACACAUGGGUCGAUACAGGAGAACUGUACGCAGAACUCAGGGUGUAUUCACACUUGUCGCCUCCCAACAUUAUGGGUUAACCCUAGAGUAGAGGUCAUCAACUCGCCAAAUGAACCAUCAAAUCUGCCGUGUGAUUGGAUUCUAAAAUUUCAGAUAAAAAAUAUAGUGUGUAUUAAAGUGUUUACAUUUUUAUGGGCCACCCCCAGGAUAACUGUCCUGUAAAACUCUGUCCCUCCGUCAAACUUAGUUUAGUUGAACCUCAAUGCACCGAGGCUUCUAAAAAGUAGUUUCUAACUCCACCUGCUCACCAAGUGUGCUUCAGUUCCACUCCUCUGUGAGUGUUAAACUGACCAAAUGUCUCUGUCAUUGACAAAUUCCAGAUAAUGGAAAAAGGUGUGUCGUUGCAACCAACACAAAUUAGCAACCGUGAAGCAAUAAGAAACUAAAACAAGGAGAUGAAGCACGGCCCACGUCAUCUGCGGCGUCGGCGUCACUGCUGAUGUCAUCACAUGGUUCAGGAAUACAAAAAUGUUUACAUACACUUUGGUCCGAACCUAAACACAACAAGCGCACGACAAGUGUAAACACACCCUGACAAACCCAACACUGGAUUACAACCCGCUGCCUUUAACAAGAACAAUCACUGUCCUCCUGUCAGUACUAAAGACAAACACGCUCCUAGCAGAGUUGAUGAUGAGAUGUUUACAUUUUUUGCUCUAAUAGUAAUGUAAUUUCUUCGACGAUGAAGGAUGAAUGCUUCCUUUACUGCGCUUUUACAAAAGAAAUACGCUGAUUCAACAGGGUUUAAAGGAUGUAAUGAAGGUGUAGUUGAUUUUUUUUGGUCAAAUAUGUGAAAAAAAAAAAACAAUCAGUUAGCAUUAGGAGCUACGAGAUGCUAGUGUGCACUUGCCAGCCAAAUGAAUCAAAUGUUUUUUGUUUUGUUUUAUUUUUCAAAUGAAGGAUGAAGUGUGGCAUGUUUUCUAACAUGACGUGAAAACUGUCAGGUGUUACAGCUGAAGGAGCAGUGGCCGUGUACUGUGGCCCAAGUCUGACCCGGUCACUGAUGGAGGUCACGCGACAGCACUGCUGUAUCUGCAUCACUUGCCUAAUAAAUCUAGUAACUGAUACCA
Messenger RNA from Cynoglossus semilaevis (tongue sole), 2313 nucleotides. Its product is annotated as proline-rich protein 15-like. Lineage: Eukaryota; Metazoa; Chordata; Actinopteri; Pleuronectiformes; Cynoglossidae. The record is from RefSeq and is a predicted model, not a curated record. Bases 562 to 945 code for a protein of 127 amino acids. The transcript has 2 exons.